AUGGGGACUUCAGUGUGUGUUCGCUGGGCGCACUUGGACGCAAAUAGAUGGCAAAAGAUCUGGCGGAGCCAGGUGAGCGCGCAGGGCUUCACUUUGGACCCUUUCCGUGGUCGGGAUGGAGCGCCCGCCGUCCCCUCUUGCACCCCUGGCUAUAAAGUGUUUUGUUUGGUCUCGUUCCUGGUAGGUAGCACCUGGCUCCUUCUCUUGCUGUGCUGCUCAUACAUCUCCUUCUGCUUUUACAGGGAAGUUUUCAAAGCAAAACAUCGUCAAACAGGCAAGAAAGUAGCACUGAAGAAAGUGUUGAUGGAAAAUGAGAAGGAGGGGUUCCCCAUCACAGCCCUGCGAGAGAUUAAAAUCCUCCAGCUGCUCAAACACGAGAAUGUGGUGAACCUCAUAGAAAUCUGCAGGACCAAAGCCUCUCCAUACAACCGCUGUAAGGGAAGUAUCUACCUUGUGUUUGAUUUCUGUGAGCAUGACCUGGCUGGCCUUCUCAGCAACGCCCACGUCAAGUUCACACUCUCAGAGAUCAAGAAAGUUAUGCAGAUGCUAUUGAAUGGACUUUACUACAUCCACAGGAACAAGAUCUUGCAUCGAGACAUGAAAGCCGCGAAUGUCCUGAUCACGCGGGAUGGAGUCCUGAAGCUGGCCGACUUUGGGCUGGCUCGAGCUUUCAGCCUGGCUAAAAACAGCCAGCCGAACCGCUACACCAACCGGGUAGUGACUCUGUGGUACCGCCCACCAGAGCUGCUCCUAGGGGAGCGAGAGUAUGGCCCCCCCAUUGACCUCUGGGGUGGAGGCUGCAUCAUGGCAGAGAUGUGGACCCGCAGCCCCAUCAUGCAGGGGAACACAGAGCAGCACCAGCUCACUCUUAUCAGCCAGCUCUGUGGAUCCAUCACGCCAGAGGUUUGGCCGAAUGUGGACAAAUACGAGCUGUACCAGAAGCUGGAUCUCCCCAAGGGCCAGAAGCGCAAGGUCAAGGAUCGCCUGAAAGCCUACAUCAAAGAUCCCUAUGCGCUGGACCUCAUCGACAAGCUGCUGGUGCUGGAUCCCGCCCAGAGGAUUGACAGUGAUGACGCACUGAACCACGACUUCUUCUGGUCAGACCCUAUGCCCUCGGACCUCAAAAACAUGCUGUCCACCCACAACCAGUCCAUGUUUGAGUACCUGGCCCCACCACGCAGGAGGGGUGGGCACAUGCCCCAGCAGCCAGCCAACCAAGGCAGGAAUCCUGCUGCCACCAACCAGACUGAAUUUGACAGGGUGUUUUGAGUGGGGACUUCCUCAGCGGAGUCCUGGGGGGGCUCUCCCGUGGGGUGUGUUGAACGGGGAUGUCCCCGUGGAGUCUAUCUGUCUGGGAAGGGACUUAUUUCAAGGCAAAGUGCCUGCCGGUUUUAACCGAGCUCUGCUGCCUGCUCUCCUUGCACAGCAGCUCUGUUGCAGAGGAGCUGUGGGACUGUGUGUGUGAGCGGGGAGGUGAGACAUGCAAGCCCAGGGUUCUCUGCUGCUUUGGCACAAAGCCUUGGCCCCCUUGAAACAAUCUGUGUAUUGGUUACGUGAAUCUUGUGGAUCAAUUGUUAUGGACCCGGUGAUGGAGAAGGUGGCUCAGUCACUGCUGGAGCGCUGAGGCUCUCCGCAAAUGGUGCGGUGGCCAGCAGGACUGGGGGAGCAGCAGCCAUGGACCAGACUGGGCCCUACUGGGAACUGUCUCAAAUCUCUGCGUUGGUUAUAGUUCCCUCAUGGUAUGGUAUAUCCUUUGAGCACUGUUUGAAGGGUUGAUGUAGGAUGAGGCAGGUGCCUCUGACUAACGUGGAUAGGGCGAGCAGAGUCACUCUAGACAGUAGGACCAACUCUGACUGGAGUCUGGGCUCUAGACCAGAAAGGGACUUAUUGGGCAAACCAGAGAGGUGGGUCACAGAGCUGGUUGCUCCAUACAACCAGGAUUUUUGGCGGGGGCGGGGGGAGGUCAUUGAUCUCGGUAACAGCACUCAGUAGCCAUGCUUUCUUGGUUGCAAACUGCAAUUAAGAUUCUUGUCCAGCACACUCGGCGUUCUGCGUGCUUUCCCUGCAGCGCUAACUGUGGCAGGAGGUCAGAUCUGGAAGGGAGUUGGAAGCGCUGCCUUCGGUCUCUGGGGCGCGGGUCUGCUCUCCAGCUGCCUGCAGGGCUUUCACAGUGGUGGGAUAGUGCUGGCAAAGCCAGGCCAGGAGAGUGCAGCUGUUCUUACCAACGCUUGCAUGUGCACUCCACUAUCCUGGAGCUCCUUGCAUGAGUCUAGAGUAAGAUCACUGCCUUCCCCAGAUGCAGAGGUUAGACAUGCACGCUGUGAUGGUGUGUGUACACCUCGUCCUGCCAGAGCUUGUUAAGACCGACUUAUAGGUGGCAAGUGCUCCUUCAGACUGCUGCAGCCAAUGCAUUUACUCUGAACUAAGUUUAGUCUUCCACAGUUGUCAACUGCAGCUGGGUAUCUUCUCUGAAAGCCACAUGGGUCCCAAGUCUUUUGAAUAAGUAACGUGUCCAAAACACAGUGGACGAUAACCUUUGGCAUUUGAUAGGUUGUCCGUUAACUAGACUAAUGGCAAAAGCCUCGUUGCUUGCAUGAGAUCUUGGGGCAGGAAGCGGUGGUGAGCGGACUAUUUUCAGAACAGAAAGUGAGGAUGAUAAAGGACGUAUAUAAGGUAAAUCUCUCUUGAUGUGGGGGGACACAGUCUGUUUGGGGAAAAAUGAAGUUGGUUGCAAGCGAUAAGCCAGAUUACUUCUGCCAGUUACGAAUAAACACGAUCCUGCUCCAAAUCA
Struthio camelus australis is the source of this 2791-nucleotide messenger RNA. The record is from RefSeq and is a predicted model, not a curated record. Lineage: Eukaryota; Metazoa; Chordata; Aves; Struthioniformes; Struthionidae.